UUCUCCUCCCUCGAAUCCCCUCUGCUUUUAUCUCUCCUCAACUUCCUAGCCAAAGCUCUUUAACCUACAGCCCCCCCCCCCCCCUCUCCCCUCUAUUUGCUACUUAGCCAUGGAUCAUUGCAGCAAAACUUCUUGCAAUUCAAGCUCUCCUUUUGAUUGCCUCCUUUUUGAUUUGGAUGACACCUUGUAUUCUUCUAAGCUUGGAAUAGCAGAAGCUCUGAGAAAAAACAUUGAUGACUUUCUUGUUGAGAGAUGUGGGUUUUCAGAGGAAAAGGCUCCGAGUAUCCGAGUCGAGCUCUUCAAGACCUACGGCAGCUCUCUUGCUGGUUUGCGAGCACUAGGAUAUGGUAUUGAUGCUGAUGAUUAUCACAGUUUCGUGCACGGAAGAUUGCCUUAUGAUUUGAUCAAGCCAGAUUCUCAACUACUUAACCUCUUGCGUAGCAUCACUCAAAGGAAAAUCAUUUUCACCAAUUCAGAUAGAAAUCACGCGAUCAUGGCCCUAAAAAGGUUAGGGAUAGAAGACUGUUUCGAUCAGAUCAUAUGUUUUGAGACUAUGAAUCCAAACCUGUCUAAAUCGAGUAGUCCUGACGAGUUCCCUGUUCUACUUAAGCCUUCAAUGGAUGCCAUGAAAAUCGCUCUCCGUGUUGCAGAUGUUGAUCUUCGCCGUACGCUGUUUUUGGAUGACAACGUGCGCAAUGUAGCAGCUGGGAAAGCUUUGGGACUACGUACUGCUCUGGUUGGAAAAACGGUGAAGAGCAAAGAAGCAGAUUACGUGUUAGAGCAUAUCCACAACCUGGCUCAGGUAAUUCCAGAAAUUUGGGCGAAAGGAACGGAUAGUGGUGAUCAGAGGAUCAGCCGCACCAGGAGUGAAAUGGACGCCGUUCUCACAGCCACAACCGUCGGAGCCUAGAUAAGACACAAGAAAUCAAGACCUCUUCUUCAAAGACUGGGUUGGUGUCUGUACAUAUCAAAUGUAUAUUUCAUGUGAAUAACAUUUAUCUUUCAUGUGAUCUUUCAUGUGCAUAACAUAGCAAAUGUCGUCCUUGUCUCUGUCUGAGUUGUUAAUUAUGUAUUAAGUAUGCGUGUAAAUGUUUCGUCUAUGUAAUGUGAUAACUUGAAGUGAAUAUCCAUCCAUCCAUCCUACCGGUUACCAAUAA
This is a messenger RNA of Populus nigra (black poplar), 1157 nucleotides long. RefSeq lists its product as uncharacterized. Bases 110 to 910 code for a protein of 266 amino acids. The transcript has 8 exons. The record is from RefSeq and is a predicted model, not a curated record. Lineage: Eukaryota; Viridiplantae; Streptophyta; Magnoliopsida; Malpighiales; Salicaceae.